UAUUUUAUUUUAGGGCUAGAAACAGAACCCAGGACCUUGCACUUCCUAGGCAAAUAUUCUACCAUUAAUCUAAAUCCCCAACUGCACUACGUUCUUUUAAUUUGGGGCCUUUUUGUUUGGUUGGUUUGGGAUUUUUUUUUUCUUUUGCUUGUAUCUAUUUGGCAUGUGUACCUGUCUUCAUGCAUGUAUGUGUGGUCAGAGAACAACUUGCCACUAGCUGGGUCCUGGAGCUAGAACUCAGGUCUUCUAGCUUGGCAGCCUUUACCUAUGGAGGCAUCUUGUGGACCCUCGCUUUACUUUGUUAAGUUGCUUGAGCACCUCCUUUCUUCUCAAAACAAGUCACUCAAGACCCAGAUCAGUAUCUUCCUUUAAGUCGCGGUCAUCUCAGUUAACAGCCGCUCAGCCCAGCCAAACAAGCGGAUCAGGAAGGAUGUUCGAUGAAGGAUGCAGAGCAAAAGAAGGAACAGGGUAGCUUAGCGGGUGUCUGUUGAGUGAAAGGCGAUUCUUCUCUGUGCUUUCUCCUGAUCUGAUGAACACUGGCAGGAAAGCUAGCUGUCUGCGCUGGGCCCUGUACCUGGCCAGCACCUCACCUGGGGCUUCAGGCUCCUUGCAAGUGGGAGGGAUUGCCCUUGUUUCCCUUUCGCUUUCUCUGUCCACCGAACUUGACUCCAGGGGCCGGAACUUGAGUUCCCACUGCGCUGCAAGACAAGAGGACGAAGGAGACGACGGAGGGCUGCAGAGGAAAGCAGAAGAAAAAGCAAAAACUACCUGCUCACCAGAGAGGUGAAAGAGUGCCCAGGAAGCCAGAGCUAUGCAGUUCUCCAGCUCAUCCAGGACAUCAGAUGAGAAUGUGGACUAUUUGUUCAAGGUCAUCCUUAUUGGGGACUCCAACGUGGGGAAGACAUGUGUGGUUCAGCAUUUCAAAUCUGGAGUCUACAGUGAGUCCCAGCAGAACACCAUUGGGGUGGACUUCACCGUGCGCUCCCUCGAGAUAGACGGCAAGAAAGUGAAGGUGUGUGAGUUGGUGCUGAUGUGACUGAUGUCUCAGUCACCUGGAAAGUAUUGUGGACGGAUGCCGCUGAGUGUGAACAUUCUGAGAGAUCCUUUAAAGCCAGUGCAGUUCAGCCUAUGCCAUCCCCUUUGCCAGAGUUCUUCCCAAUGGAUGCAGGUGUGGGACACGGCAGGCCAGGAGCGCUUCCGUACCAUCACCCAAAGCUACUACCGGAGUGCCCACGCAGCUAUCAUCGCUUAUGAUCUCACACGGCGGUCCACAUUCGAAUCUGUCCCUCACUGGAUCCACGAGAUAGAAAAAUAUGGAGCUGCCAACUUGGUCAUCAUGCUGAUCGGGAACAAAUCAGACCUGUGGGAGAAGCGGCAUGUCCUGUUUGAGGAUGCCUGCACACUGGCUGAGAAGCAUGGCCUCCUGGCUGUCUUGGAGACAUCCGCCAAGGAGUCCAGGAACAUAGAUGAAGUCUUUGUGCUCAUGGCGAAGGAGUUAAUUGCCCGCAACAGCCUGCACCUGUAUGGGGAGAGUGCCCAGCAAGGUCUUUCCCAGGAUUCCAGCCCAGUUCUUGUGGCCCAGGUCCCCAAUGAGAGCACCCGCUGUACUUGUUGAACAUGUGUGGGAGGCCAGCACAAAAGCCAGGGUAUUCAGACACCAGUGUCUCCAGUAGUGUUGCCCAGCUGAGCCUGAUGGGCAGUACAGACUCUUAAGGAAAGGGGAUACCACUGCCCUCAAGGACUCCAUUAAAGUGAGGACUUCAGGCCCUGGAGGAAGAGGGCUAGGAUGGAUUCUCCUCAUACUGAUCUGUCUCCCCAACAUCCAGCUGUUUUAUAGUGGAGUUUGCGUCUCUGUUGUACAAAGACAGUAAAGUGAGGAGCAGGAAGAUGCAAAGAGGGUAUUUGGAACAUUCUAGAUUUGGAGUCAGCCCAGGCACUGUUGGGGAAGGCCUGAAAUGAAAAGCCAGCCUCCUUCCAACAGUCACAGCCAGGCCUGUUACCUAGAGGCCAGAAAUGCUUUCUUGCCAAAUGGUCAGGAACCAGGAGGCAGAUGGAACUGGCUUGCCCUUUGUCACUCUGACUACAAGGGUGGAAGAAAUGCCUACUAUGAAUUCUUAAAACAUCGAAUUAUCUCUUGUACAGAAGUCAGACCUAAGUUGAAAUUAAAUUGUCCUUAUAUUAUUAACAAACCAGUGUUGUGUCACCUCCCAUAAGAUGUGGUCAGAGCAGCUGAUGCCUUCUUGCAGUGAAGUAGUCCACACUUUCAGAACUAUAAAUAGAGGGCUAGGGUGUAGCUCAGUGCUAGAGCAUAUAUAAUGUUCUUCAAGCCAGUUGCUUGUACUGGGCAGACUCCCUGAAGGAUUCAUGUCCUGCCCAUAGUGUCACAUAUAGAGGCUUGAUCCUUUAACACGGAGCCCUGAGUUACUUCUCUCCAGAGAACUGUAAUAAAAAGAGCCAGUUUGGUCCCUCUCCCUC
Molecule: messenger RNA, 2475 nt
Organism: Mus musculus (house mouse)
Lineage: Eukaryota; Metazoa; Chordata; Mammalia; Rodentia; Muridae
Gene: Rab19
Product: RAB19, member RAS oncogene family
Exons: 5
Coding region: 1040-1615 (191 amino acids)
Cellular component (GO): plasma membrane
Molecular function (GO): GTP binding; G protein activity; GTPase activity
Source: RefSeq, a predicted model, not a curated record